AAUAACUUUAAUCAUUAGAUAAAUCAACAUGAACAACACUACGAUUGUAUACACAACAUCGUUCCCUGGAAGGGAGUCGGAACUUUCCGGCGACAAUGAAAACAUGGAGACUAAAACCUGGAAAUUGGACAUAGAAAAUAUAACGUGUAUCCGAGAAGACAAUGGUCCUCAAAUUAUAGAACUUGCGUUUGCAUCAGCCAGUUUACCACUUCAUCUUUUCGUGCUAAUAGCUAUGAUAGUUCACAGGGACGUCGUGAAACGAAACGUUGUUAAUCUUUACGCCGCAAAUGUGAUAUUGAGCAGCGUAGUUGGCAAUGUUUGGAGGAUAUUGGCACUAUCAGGUACAAUAUCGGAGACAGAACUCGUUGAAUUUAAAACAAAUAUUACAGGAUCAAGCAUGGACGUAUCCGAAACUUUAAAAAAGUCGGUGUUGCUUAUUAUGAUACUAGUAACUUCCGGCAGCAUAGCACUUGUUAUCAAUGCAAUGAGGUCAAUACAAUUCCGAGUUCACAGAACUGUAGGUGGAUUAGCAAACAUAGGAACCGAGGAAACAUGCCCCGUCAGAAACGAAAAAGAGAAAAUGACGUUAACUAAAAAGUUAAGAAUAAGCUUGAAGAAUCACCCUCGAAUGUGGGCUGUUUUGAACAUUAGUAUUAUCUGGAUCAUUCCUCUACUUCUAAUAAUAUUUAUGGUUGUAUUUAAUUCAUGCAAGUAUGUUUGUCAUUGUUCUUACAACCACUAUCCAUCACUACCUUAUAAUGGAACAAAAUGUGAAAAUUCCGGAAAUUACUGUUCAAGCUUUAUACCCCCAAUAAGUAAACUAACUCUGGUUGUUGGGUUUGGAACGUGGAUAGCAUAUUUCUUAAUGCUGACACUUCUUUUGGCAAAGACAUACAGAGAUCUACAGCUUCUCACGAAACAACGCCGUAUUGGAAGUACUCGUAUUUUAACUAGCGAUAAACAUGAGGAUGGUGUCAAUAACACUGAAUUGAAUGGCAAAGAAAGCUCUGAAAAAGCUUUGACAUCUGAGAGCCCCGACAUGUUAUCACCUCAUCAGCCAAGUCCGACGAAAAGUAUUGGAGAAAGCCCUACACCAAAUCAAGGAAAACCUCAAGUGAAAAUACAUAUUCUGGAAGACACUGCACCAACGUCUCGGCGAUCGGGCAGUAUCUUUAUUGAAAGUUUAAGAAAAAAUUUCAAACUUCUUUUCGUUAUGUAUUUAGCAUAUGGCAUCGGCACAACCCCUAUGGGAGUUGUAGCUCUCAUUGACGGAUCAGUUGGAGACAUAGAAGAACGAAUAAGAGAAGGCAUUAUUGUACUCGUACUACUUCCUAUGGUUGCCGAAUUCAUCUGCACGAUUAUGCUAUGCAUGUAUCUUUCUGGUGUCAAAACUGCAACUAGAUCUCUCUUGGUUAAAAUUGGUAGAUGUUGCUGGCCGUAAUGACCGGCGUCAAAACAGCAACUGAAAAUGGCAUAUAAUGCGGGACCUUUUGAAACAUUUGAUGAAAGGGCGAAAGAAAUAAUCUCGAUCACAGGCACUCACUAUCCGAUUUAAUAACUACCUGGGUUCAGCGUAAUGCCUGAUUUUGCAUGCCGUCCACGAAUGCAGCUCAAACUUAACUGAAGAGUUACAAAUAGAUUUCCCACGCCGUGCCGACUGGUAUUAAAAUGUUUGUGACAGACAAAGAUGAAAUUCUAAAUAAAUUGUAUUUUAGGAUUCUAACUGUUCAAUGAGCAAAAUAUUUCAUUUCUUCCUUUAUAGUCUAGCUUUCUUAAUUGCAAAAGUAUAUAUAAUAAGUUGAACAUCCUUUUUCCAGCUUAUAUAAUUAAAAUGCAUUGCCCGUCAUAAAUUCCUUCACCCGAAAACAUUCACUCGGACAUUAGCAGCCUGAUCUCGAGGACGUGAUGCGGGAACUUCCAGCGCGUCAUAAAACUACAUGCGGAUAUAUAAGAGGAUGCAAUUUUUGAAGUUAAAAUAGCAAUGUUAAAAUAUUGAACAUUAGCAGCCGGAUAUCGAGGACGCGAUGCGGGUAGUUCCAACACGUCGUAAAAAUACAUGCGGAUAUGUAUAAGGAUGCAACGGUUGAAGUUUAAUUUGCAAUGUAAAAUAUUGUAAUAAGUCGAUGUGAAGUGCGUUCACACACCCUCAAUAUAAAUUACAGGUCAAUCGAAGAAGACAUCGAUAGAUAUCACUCGUAUUAUACUUAUUGACAGCCUUAUAUGCGCGUAUUUUAGGUAUAUCACUCAAUUAUAUUAUCAAAUGCUUUAAUGAUUUACGAUCACAAACUAACCAAUUUAAAAUCUUUCGUGAAUUUAUUUAACCCAAAAUAGUCAAAAAUUAUUGAAAAUGUUAUAUGAACAAAGUAACUUGUGUUUGCAUCAUUAUUUAUAAUUUAGUGCGUGGGUUACUAUUUUGUGUUCAUUUACAAUUAAAUGAAUUCAUACGAACAUUGUAGAUUUCAAAUUGUGAUUGUAUCAAUAUGCAAAUGUGAUGAACGAGUUACAUUUAAUUAGUAUGGAGUCAUAUUGUUUACCAACUUACUACAUUUUAAUAUAAAAUGGCUUUAGCGAUCAUAUUUUCCUUUUCUGUCGCUCCAAUAAACUGAAAGUGUAUCUUUGCAAUGUUCCGAAUGGAAGAAUAUUAUUAAUAAAUGUUUUCUUUUACUUUCUGAUUUAAAUAAUUUGUUAAUAAUAUAUAUAUGAAAUGUUAAA
Messenger RNA from Styela clava, 2712 nucleotides. RefSeq lists its product as uncharacterized. Lineage: Eukaryota; Metazoa; Chordata; Ascidiacea; Stolidobranchia; Styelidae. The record is from RefSeq and is a predicted model, not a curated record.